This is a messenger RNA of Actinia tenebrosa (Australian red waratah sea anemone), 1552 nucleotides long. RefSeq names its product melanocortin receptor 4-like. NCBI's taxonomy places the organism in Eukaryota, Metazoa, Cnidaria, Anthozoa, Actiniaria, Actiniidae. Gene Ontology annotation, cellular component: plasma membrane. Gene Ontology annotation, biological process: G protein-coupled receptor signaling pathway. The record is from RefSeq and is a predicted model, not a curated record. Gene Ontology annotation, molecular function: G protein-coupled receptor activity.
CAUUWAAAGUUCAAAGGCGAAAAGAGAGGACAUUUGGGAAAGACAUUUAUACCAAGUUAACAUGAACAACAGCUCACUCGAUAUUAUGAAAGGUGGCGCAUGGCAUUUAGAAUUCUCUUUUGCUGAAUUACUUGGCUGGAUGUCAUCAUGCAGCAUCGUGGCAUUCAUCGCUGUUGUUGGAAACUCGUUGGUUAUUGCUGCCUUUGUAAGGGCUGUGAACCUACACUCCAGACUCAACUAUUUCGUGGUUGGAUUAGCAGCAGCAGAUAUCCUUGUAGGAGUUACUUCAAUCCCAAUGUGGAACUAUAUUCUGUACUUGACAUGGAGGGGACUGGGAAUAUCGGUUUUGGUAACUCGUCUGUAUGAARCUUUGGAUGUAUUUGCAGCAGUCAAUUCCAUUCUACAUCUGAUGGCGGUGAGUUCUGAGAGGCUCUACGCAACCAUUAGACCAUACUCCUGGAACAACAAGAUGCACUCCAAGAAGAUUUACUUUUGUUUUUUGGUGGUCAUCUGGACCCUUUCCUCCGUCAUCGCUGCAUUGUUUGCAGUCCCGUUCAAUAGCGCUGUUAAUGAACUUCGAUUCCACUUGAUGAACACACUCUUCUUUUUGCCACUCGUCAUCAUUUGCGUUGCAUACAUUGGAAUCUGGUUUGGAGUCAAAAGGAGAACCCAUCUACGUCCAGGACAUGGCAGUGAAAAAUCAAUCAGACUUACCCUCACUGUCUUGAUUGUGAUUGGUCUUUUUUUAGUUGCUUGGUUACCAUUUUUUAUUGUGAGGUUCAUCCUGGAGGACUGCCAAAGUUACUGUGUAUCAUGGCGCUUGUUCUUUUUCACUAAAUUUCUACACUUUAGUAAUUCUGGAAUUAACCCUGUAAUUUAUGGAUUGAGGAUUCCGGAAUAUCGAAAAUUUCUGUCACAAGUCGUGCAUUUGAAGUACUUGAAUUUCCUUGCAAGUGCAUUAUUUGAUCACACAAAUGAUUUCAGAAGACAAAGCUCUAGACUUGAUACAGCUAUACAUGGCCCAUCUAGAAGCAAUUCCAAACUGAUAAAGACAUCGGGAGUUUAAUCGAACACUGAAAGCCGUUAUGCAUAAGACUGCAAGCAUUCUGAUAAAAGUAAAAAAACUACUAACCUAUUGUCUACCUUUCAGUAUAUUUAAAGGUAAAAAAUAACUAUUGAUUUCCUCUCAAUUCAUAGUGUAUUUUUUUGAGCUCAAGUUUAGCUCACUACACACUCACCCUUCCACCGGCCAGCUCACUGCAGCAAAGUGGAGAAGUCUCGUAGUUGAGAAGUCAAUUAGUUCAGUUAAUUCGAGUUGCUCAAUCCGACGAACAGGUCAUCACAGCAGUCCAGCAAAACACCACGAUGGUUACUGGAACCAAGCAAAGCCACUGAUGCAUUCUUUGGGCUCAGUUUACAAAAAAAUAUACGGUUGAAAAUGUUUAGAUUGUGAUGCAGCCAAGCCCCAACAAAUAUUGCAAAUUUGGCUUCUCCUCGGUCACUGAAAAACUUUUUUGUGAAUUAAAAAGAUUAAGACUUCAUUUAUCAACUA